Messenger RNA from Parus major (Great Tit), 4394 nucleotides. It is a transcript of the gene CYFIP1, whose product is annotated as cytoplasmic FMR1 interacting protein 1. The transcript has 31 exons. Lineage: Eukaryota; Metazoa; Chordata; Aves; Passeriformes; Paridae. Bases 169 to 3930 code for a protein of 1253 amino acids. Gene Ontology annotation, molecular function: RNA 7-methylguanosine cap binding; small GTPase binding. The record is from RefSeq and is a predicted model, not a curated record. Gene Ontology annotation, biological process: regulation of actin filament polymerization; regulation of translation; axon guidance. Gene Ontology annotation, cellular component: neuron projection; synapse; SCAR complex.
ACAGGAAACUCCCUGCCAGGCGCGGCCCAGGAGCGGAGCCGCCGGGCCGACGCGACCCUCAGUGGCCGGGCCGAGCGGAGCCCCCGGGCGGGCGGACAGACAGACAGACGGGCUCCUCCCGCCGCCGGGCAGCGCCGCUCCCGGGAGCCGGCGGAGAGCGGGUGCAAAAUGACUGCUCAAGUGACUCUGGAGGAUGCCUUGUCCAAUGUUGACCUCUUGGAAGAAUUACCAUUGCCGGAUCAGCAACCAUGUAUUGAGCCCCCACCAUCAUCUCUUCUGUACCAGCCAAACUUCAACACUAAUUUUGAAGACAGAAAUGCAUUUGUCACGGGUAUUGCAAGAUACAUUGAGCAAGCUACAGUCCAUUCUAGCAUGAAUGAAAUGUUAGAAGAAGGUCAGGAAUAUGCAAUCAUGUUGUACACAUGGAGAAGUUGCUCAAGAGCCAUUCCCCAGGUCAAGUGCAACGAGCAGCCUAACAGAGUAGAAAUUUAUGAGAAAACUGUGGAAGUUCUGGAGCCAGAAGUGACAAAACUGAUGAAUUUUAUGUAUUUUCAGAGAAAUGCAAUUGAACGGUUUUGUGGAGAGGUGAGACGCUUGUGCCAUGCGGAGAGAAGGAAGGACUUUGUGUCUGAAGCCUAUCUGAUCACACUGGGCAAAUUCAUCAACAUGUUUGCAGUGUUGGAUGAGUUGAAAAAUAUGAAGUGCAGCGUGAAGAAUGACCACUCAGCCUACAAGAGAGCUGCUCAGUUCCUGCGAAAAAUGGCAGAUCCUCAGUCCAUUCAAGAGUCUCAGAACCUUUCCAUGUUCCUUGCCAACCACAACAAGAUAACACAAUCUUUGCAGCAGCAGUUGGAGGUCAUCGUUGGCUAUGAAGAGCUGCUUGCAGAUAUUGUGAACUUGUGUGUGGACUACUAUGAAAACAAAAUGUAUCUAACACCCAGUGAGAAACAUAUGCUUUUGAAAGUAAUGGGCUUUGGAUUAUACCUGAUGGAUGGAAGUGUCAGUAACAUCUAUAAGUUGGAUGCAAAGAAAAGGAUAAAUUUAGCCAAGAUAGACAAGUACUUUAAGCAGUUGCAGGUUGUCCCACUGUUUGGUGACAUGCAGAUUGAACUUGCCAGAUACAUUAAGACCAGUGCCCAUUACGAGGAAAAUAAAUCCAGAUGGACGUGCACAUCUUCCAGCAGCAGUCCCCAGUACAAUAUAUGUGAGCAGAUGAUCCAAAUCAGAGAAGACCAUAUGCGUUUCAUAUCCGAGCUGGCUCGUUACAGUAACAGUGAGGUGGUGACUGGGUCUGGUCGACAGGAAGCUCAAAAAACAGAUGCGGAAUAUCGGAAGCUCUUUGAUCUCUCUCUCCAAGGCCUGCAGCUUCUCUCCCAGUGGAGUGCCCAUGUCAUGGAAGUGUACUCAUGGAAGCUAGUUCACCCAACUGACAAAUAUUCCAAUAAAGAUUGUCCUGACAAUGCAGAAGAGUAUGAAAGAGCAACAAGAUACAAUUAUACUAGCGAGGAGAAGUUUGCUUUGGUUGAGGUGAUUGCCAUGAUCAAAGGUCUUCAGGUGCUGAUGGGACGAAUGGAGAGUGUUUUCAAUCAUGCCAUUCGUCAUACAAUUUACGCAGCUCUUCAGGACUUUGCCCAGGUCACGCUUAGGGAGCCAUUAAGACAAGCCAUUAAAAAGAAAAAAAAUGUCAUUCAGAGUGUUUUGCAGGCCAUAAGGAAGACAGUGUGUGACUGGGAAGCAGGUCAUGAGCCAUUCAAUGACCCAGCUCUAAGGGGAGAGAAGGACCCCAAAAGUGGUUUUGACAUCAAAGUCCCAAGACGUGCAGUGGGACCUUCGAGCACUCAGCUUUACAUGGUGAGAACUAUGUUAGAGUCCCUCAUUGCUGACAAAAGUGGUUCCAAGAAAACCUUGAGAAGUAGCCUUGAGGGGCCCACCAUAUUGGACAUAGAAAAAUUCCAUCGCGAGUCUUUCUUCUACACUCAUUUGAUAAAUUUCAGUGAAACCCUGCAGCAAUGCUGUGAUCUGUCCCAGCUGUGGUUCAGGGAAUUCUUCUUAGAGCUGACCAUGGGCAGAAGAAUCCAGUUUCCCAUUGAGAUGUCCAUGCCUUGGAUUUUGACGGAUCAUAUUUUGGAGACAAAAGAGGCAUCAAUGAUGGAGUAUGUUCUGUAUUCUUUGGACCUUUAUAAUGACAGUGCUCAUUAUGCACUUACCAAAUUUAAGAAGCAGUUCCUCUACGAUGAAAUUGAGGCAGAGGUGAACCUGUGUUUUGACCAAUUUGUCUACAAGCUGGCAGACCAAAUAUUUGCAUACUACAAGGCAAUGGCUGGCAGCCUGCUUCUGGAUAAACGGCUGCGUUCAGAGUGCAAGAACCAGGGAGCAACCAUUCAGCUGCUGCAGUCCAACCGCUACGAGACACUGCUGAAACAGAGACACGUUCAACUCCUUGGCAGGUCCAUAGACCUGAACCGGCUGAUCACUCAGCGCAUUUCGGCAGCCAUGUACAGGUCGAUGGAACUGGCCAUCGGCAGAUUUGAGAGCGAGGAUUUGACUUCCAUUGUGGAGCUGGAUGGCUUGAUAGAGAUAAACAAAAUGACUCACAAGCUUCUAAGUAGGUAUAUGACCUUGGACAGCUUUGAUGCCAUGUUCAGAGAAGCCAACCACAAUGUUUCAGCCCCUUAUGGCAGAAUCACUCUUCAUGUCUUUUGGGAACUCAAUUAUGAUUUCCUUCCAAACUACUGCUACAAUGGAUCCACUAACAGAUUUGUUCGGACCGUGCUGCCAUUUUCUCAGGAGUUUCAGCGUGAUAAGCAGCCUAAUGCACAGCCACAGUAUCUCUAUGGAUCAAAGGCAUUGAAUUUGGCAUAUUCCAGCAUUUACAGCAACUACAGGAAUUUUGUUGGUCCCCCUCACUUUAAGGUCAUCUGUAGACUUCUUGGAUAUCAGGGCAUUGCUGUGGUGAUGGAGGAGUUGCUGAAAGUUGUCAAGAGUCUGCUACAAGGGACCAUUCUUCAGUAUGUCAAGACCCUAAUGGAAGUGAUGCCUAAGAUCUGUAGGUUACCAAGACAUGAGUAUGGUUCUCCAGGUAUCUUGGAGUUUUUUCACCAUCAGUUGAAGGACAUUGUUGAAUAUGCAGAACUGAAGACUGUCUGCUUCCAGAAUUUACGGGAAGUGGGAAAUGCUGUCCUGUUUUGCCUUCUCAUUGAACAGAGUCUGUCUCUAGAGGAAGUGUGUGACCUGUUGCACGCAGCGCCAUUCCAAAACAUCCUGCCCAGGGUUCACGUCAAAGAGGGUGAAAGACUUGAUGCUAAAAUGAAGAGACUGGAAUCAAAAUAUGCUUCACUACAUUUGGUUCCUCUCAUUGAAAGACUUGGCACACCCCAGCAAAUAGCAAUCGCAAGGGAAGGGGACUUGCUGACCAAAGAACGCCUCUGCUGCGGCCUGUCCAUGUUUGAGGUCAUCCUGACGAGGAUCCGCUCCUUCCUGGAUGAUCCCAUCUGGCGCGGACCCCUGCCCAGCAACGGGGUGAUGCAUGUGGAUGAGUGUGUGGAAUUCCAUCGCCUCUGGAGCGCAAUGCAGUUCGUCUACUGCAUCCCCGUGGGAACACACGAGUUCACUGUGGAGCAGUGCUUUGGGGAUGGCUUGCAUUGGGCUGGCUGUAUGAUCAUCGUGCUUUUGGGACAGCAGCGGCGCUUUGAUGUGUUGGAUUUCUGCUACCACCUGUUGAAAGUCCAAAAGCACGAUGGCAAAGAUGAGGUUAUCAAGAAUGUGCCUUUGAAGAAAAUGGUUGAGAGAAUUCGCAAGUUCCAGAUUCUGAAUGAUGAAAUAAUUGCUAUUUUGGACAAGUAUUUGAAGUCCGGUGAUGGAGAGAGCACACCCGUGGAACACGUGCGCUGCUUCCAGCCACCAAUUCAUCAGUCCCUUGCCAGCAACUAGAUUCUCACCUAACAAUACUUCUUGCACCUCUUUAGGCUGAAAGUGUGAGGAGAAAAAAAAAGCAAGAAACAAAACCCACACCAACAGUUUUAAAGAAUACUCUCAUCUGUGUUUUUCAGUAUGCCUGUGCCAUUUGAGGGGCACACUGUUCUCUCCAGUUUCCAAGCACAGUAACUGUAUACAAUCCAUACUUAUUUUUCUAGACUAAAAUUUUAUACACUUUGAUUAAAAUCCUGUAAGAUUUUUGAAAUCUCUUUGCAUUCCUGUCCCGAGAUGGCCAUUUUAGACUGGACUGGUAUAAUUUUCCCCUGAAGCUAUAGAAAUAAUGGCUGUGGAGGAUAAAAAAACGGUUCUGUAGAAAAAAUUUUUAGAAAUCAAUGCAUAAUUGUUUGUAUUAGAGCCUUAAUUGCUUAAUUUGCCUUUAUUAAAAAAAAAAAAGAGAAAAAAACAACAAAAGAAAACAA